UUUGUGUUGAGGCUGGAAAUGGCGGAGAUCACAGAGCGAAGCGACAGCUCACGUUAGAAGAGCGCGAGCGCAUCGUCACGGACACGGAACCACCCGCGUGUUUCUCCCGGAGCUGCGCACGAGCCGCCGCCGUCUGAGGGGGCUGAGUCCCGCAUGAAGGGGGGGUGGGGGACUGGAUUUUGUGAGCGACGUUCAGGUUUAGCUCGCUAGCUCCCACGCUAGCGCGGCUAGCUGCUCCUCGGCUAACCUGCGCGUGAUCCGAAGCACGCACGAUUGUUUGUCAACACAGCUGACAGUAAACAGAUAAACACCUUCAACCCAACUGCCACGCGGACACGUGCUUGCGGGAUCACCCCGCAGCUCCCCGCAAACCUCUCCCCCGCAUGAGAACGUGGGUCCGGUUGCGCCGGUUCUCCGCCUGCCCGCGGGUCCCGCUGCCCGGGAGAGAAGCUCCGCGCCGCGGGGAUCCUCCACGAGCCCUCCGGACUGCUGCACAGUUGGAGGAGGCUUCUCCCCACACCCGGGGUGAUACCAUGUGACAGGAAGGAGGAGCCAUAACCCCGCCUCCCACGCUCCUCCACCGAGCUCCUCCCUUCUCCAGACCGAGGCCCCCCCAGCCCCCACAUGACGCCUUCACUGGAAACUUAGACCAAGUCAGUUGAAGCCGAAAAUGAGUGCAGUUGGGGAACCCCCCCUGGAUCCUGCAACGCCAGAGUCCCGCAAGAGGAGGGGCUCGCCGUGCGACACCUCAGGGCAGAGCCUGGAGAAGCGGCGGCGGCAGCUGGAGUGUCGGUACAUCGUGGAGCUGGCUGAGCUGCUGUCGUCUCACAUGAGCGACAUCCUCACUCUGAGCGUGAAGCCGGACAAGUGCCACAUCCUGAAGACCACCGUGGACCAGAUUCAGCAGCUCCGGCGGCGAGAGCAGGAAGAAGCUCUUCUGUCUCCAGACGACGUGCAGAAUAGCGACAUCUCCUCCAGCAGCCAGGGGCUGGCGGAGAAGGAGGCGCUGGGUCCGGUCCUGCUGGAGGCUCUGGACGGCUUCUUCUUCGUGGUCAACCGGGAGGGUCGCAUCAUCUUCGUGUCAGAGAAUGUGACCAGUUACCUGGGAUACAGCCAGGAGGAGCUGAUGACCUCCAGCGUGUACAGCAUCCUCCAUGUGGGGAACCACAGCGAGUUUGUUCGGAACCUGCUGCCUGACAGCCUGGUGAACGGCGCCCCGUGGCCGCAGGAGUCCAGUCGCAGGAGCAGCCGCUCCUUCAGCUGUCGCAUGCUGAAGAGGCCGCCGGACGAGAUGGACUCGGAGAACCAGGAGGCGCGGCAGCAGUACGAGAUCCUGCAGUGUUUCACCGUGUCCCAGUCAGGAGCAGCGCCGCAGGAGGGGGACGACCCUCAGAGCUGCCUGAUCUGCAUCGCCUGCCGGGCGCCGCGCGCUCAGACCGUCAGCACUGAGUCCUUUGCCACCAAGCAGGACCCCACAGGAAAGAUCGUUUCCAUAGAAACCAGCGCUCUGCGGGCGAAGGGCCGGCCUGGGUGGGAGGACCUGGUCAGAAGGUGCAUCUACGCCUUUUUUCAGUCGCAGGGCAAAGAGCCGUCCCACGCCAAGAAGCUGCUGCACGAGGUGAUGACACACGGCUCCGCCGUUAGCCCCCCCUACCAUUUCAGCUCCGGGGACGGCGCCCUGCUCAGCGCUCAGACCCGCUGCAAGUUCUGCUGCCCCCCCAACCCUGAAGAACAGCCCUUCAUUCUGGGGAUUCACUCAAUUUACAGGGAACACAACACUGCUAGCUCUCAGGAAAACACUAACCUUCCACUGACCCCCCCCUCUCUUCUUCCUGGUACCAACUCAAGCCAAGGCUCAGGGCCCGCCACCUCAGGCCUUUACAGUAAUGCCCCCUCCCUCGGACACGGCCCGGCCACGCCCGCGGGUUACCUGACGCCCAGUCGGACAAAAUGCCCUCAGCGGGUCGGCAGCCCCUCCCCUCUCAGCAGCCCCCACACAGCCACCCCUACCUCAUUUAUGUCGCCCAGGGUCCUCCAGGCCAGUCCUGGGUUGGGGGGAAGCCCCCAGGUCCCGGGGAACCCCUUCUCCCCCUCCACGCCGGGAGUCGCCUCCCCAGCGCAGAGCGGGGGGAGUGGCCUGAGCAGACAGCAGUCCGCCGGUGAAUGUACUGGAGGGGGGGCGUCCUUCCCCCUGUCCUCCCCUGUACUUCAGAGACGAGCCAGUACCCCCACCUGCUCGUCCACCUGGCUCCCGCCAGCAACGCCCUCAGAGGGAGGGGACAACGGGGCAGAUAGGCCCCCCCUCCCCUCUCCCUCCCUCCAGCGGCUCCAGGACGGGUCUGGGGCGGGGACCGACAACAUCACCUCAUCGCGCCAUCCUCAGAACCCCCCCACACCGUGCCCCUCCUCCCACAGCAGCCUGACCGAGCGCCACAAGAUCCUGCACCGGCUGCUGCAGGACAACAGCCCCGGCGACGCGCCCCCCCCCUCCGAGGACGGACUCUGCCAAAACAAGGUCAGCAUCAAGAGGGAACCGCCCACCAGCCCCACGCUGAGGUCCGCCUCCAGGGAGCCGCAGGACCACCAGCUGCUCCGCUUCCUGCUGGACACGGACGAGAAGGACCUGGGGGAUCUGCCGCCGCCGUCCGCCCUCAACCUCCAGACGGUCCGGGUCAAGGUGGAGAAGCGGGCCAGCGGGGAGGGGCUCGUGUGCCCCGGACCCGGAGACGCGUCCAGACUUGGCCUGAGCAGCCCCAGGUCCAGUCCUGUUGGGGAGAACCGCCGGGACUCCACGUCCUCAGUUGAACCUGCUGAUGGCCCCCCCCAGUUAAAGCCUGAAACCAGAAGCUCGUUUGGGGCCAAGCAGAUUUCUGACGACCCUUUGAACCCCGGAGGAACCCCCAAAGGCCACUCUCCGGCCCCCCAGCCUCCAGCUCCACUCCUGUCCCCCGUCCCCCAGCUCCAGUCCCCGUCAUCGCAGCUUCCGUCUCCAGCCCCCCGGCUGACGUCCCCCUGUCAACUGACGCCCGGGGAGGCCGGCGCCCCCCGCAGCGUCAGCGUGAAGAAGGAGCCCCCCAGCACCCCCAGCAGAGGGAUGGCAGACAGUGGCGCCCCCUCUGGGUGCAGGAGUCAGUCCCUGGAUUUUUGCAGCCCUGCGACCCCGUGCCAACAGCCGGACCCCCUCCAGCGGGGCAAAGACGGCAGCCAGUUUCCUGAGGUGGACGACGGGGAGCCGUUCAGUUCCAGCUCUGGCCUAAUCAAGAUGGACAUGGGGGACCUGCAGUUCCAGCCUCUGGCUCUGGCUGACACGUUGUCCUUCGACACUCUCGGACCCCCCCCACAAGCGUCUUUAGCCUCCCCGCAGGAGCAGUGCGUGCCAUGUACACUGGACGAGGUGCUCGGCCCCCCCACCACCCCCGAGGGGCGGAGCGAGGAGAGCUCGCUGCUGGAACAGCUGGUGUCCUUCCUGAGCGGCACAGACGAGAGCGAGCUGGCCGAGCUGGACAAAGCUCUGGGCAUCGACAAGCUUGUACAGGGAGGCUGUUUGGAGCCUUCGCUUCAAACGUCCCCCCCCCAGCAACCAACUGCCACCCCAGUUCCCACCUACCCCUCCCAACUCGCCACCGCCCCGCAGCCGUCGUUCCUUUCAGAGCUGGUUGCUGCAGGGCCACAGGGCUUGGGCUUUGGAGCCCUUCGCGGGGCCUUCCCAGCUGCAACAGCGAGCGUGGGACUGAGGGUGCCCAGACCUCAGGGGGUGGGCCCCCCGCUCAGGCUGCCCCCCAACCAGCUGCGCCUGCAGCUGCAGCAGAGAGUGCAGGGCCCCCAGCAGCUGCAGAACAGGCUGGCGGCCAUGACUCAUUUUCCCGCAGGAGCCCAGAAUGUCACCCUGGGGGGCCGACCGGGUCUGCAGCAGCCCCAGAUACCCUCUCAGCCCCCCCUAAACGCUCAGAUGCUGGCCCAGCGGCAAAGGGAGCUCUACAGCAUCCAGCACCGCCAGCGCCAGCUGAUCCAGCAGAAGGUCAUGCUGAUGAGGCAGAACAUCGGAGGCCCCCCCACCGCAACCACCGGGCUCCCCAAAGCCCCCCCCACAACAUCUCAGCAGCAGUUCAACAUCACGCCAGGCUACAACCCCAUGACGGGAAACCCUCCUACCUCACCGAGCCCCUUCAGCCCCGUGUCGGGGGGGGGGCAGGACUCCAAACUGUCUGUCAGAUCUCCUCUGAAGAACCAGUCGCUGAUGGGGGGCGGGCAGAGCCAAUUCGACGGCGCUGCCAUCUCCUCCCUGCAGCCUGGCCUGUUUCCACCGUUCGGGACGUCAGAGGCGGUCCAGCCGGACUCGCCGUUUCCUCCGGAGAUGAGCCCCACCAGCCCGCUCUUAUCGCCCCAGAACUCCACUUCCCAGAGUCCUCUGCACCAUCAGGCUCCACCUACUGGCUACCAGUCUCCGGACAUGAAGAGCUGGCCGCAGGGCAGCUUGUUCACGCCGCCGGGGCAGAGCGGGGGGUCGCUGUUCGGCCAGCAGGGGCUGUACAACAACAUGAGCAUCACCGUCUCCAUGGCCGGAGGCUCUGGCGCCGUGGCUCCGUUACCCCCCAUGGGGCAGGCGGCGGGCACCGGCGGCCUGGGUGGCGUGGGUUCGGCAUGCGGCGAGCAGCAGGUGCAGCAGCUCCAGGUGUUCGCAGAUGUCCAGUGCACGGUCAACCUGGUGGGCGGCGAGUCCUACCUGAAUCAGGGCGCCGUGGGGGCCGCGCAGAAAGCCGCCGGAGCCCCCGCCCCCCAGAGUGGCCCGGCCCAGCAGAAGAGCCUCCUGCAACAGCUCCUCACCGAGUGACCCCGCCCCCCGUUAGCUGCUCCUCUGCUGUGCCAAACCUGCCCCCCCCCCCCACCCAUCAGAGGGGUGGGGGGGGCAGGUUGUUGAAGGACCAGCAGUCAGAAGGAGGGG
This is a messenger RNA of Oryzias latipes (Japanese medaka), 4942 nucleotides long. It is a transcript of the gene ncoa1, whose product is annotated as nuclear receptor coactivator 1. Gene Ontology annotation, molecular function: nuclear receptor binding; protein dimerization activity. NCBI's taxonomy places the organism in Eukaryota, Metazoa, Chordata, Actinopteri, Beloniformes, Adrianichthyidae. Gene Ontology annotation, biological process: cellular response to hormone stimulus; positive regulation of transcription by RNA polymerase II. The record is from RefSeq and is a predicted model, not a curated record. Gene Ontology annotation, cellular component: nucleus.